Molecule: messenger RNA, 2468 nt
Organism: Hevea brasiliensis (rubber tree)
Lineage: Eukaryota; Viridiplantae; Streptophyta; Magnoliopsida; Malpighiales; Euphorbiaceae
Product: trihelix transcription factor PTL
Exons: 2
Coding region: 372-2090 (572 amino acids)
Source: RefSeq, a predicted model, not a curated record
AUAAAGAGUUUUUAACAACAGAAAUCCCAAAUAGAGAGUGAAGCAAGUGGGCAUUUGUUUGGGGUGCUUUAUCACAGUGCUGAUACAAGAGAGGGAUCCCAUAUAUAAAAGGGAGAGAAUCGGAGAGAGAUGUACGUAGUUACCCAAACUUGCACACACACGCUGGAAACAGACAUGGGACCAUGGUCCUGUGCAUAAAUUCGAGCUUUUUCGUGAACGACACGAUCCGAGUCUGCCGCUAUCUCCUUUCUCUCUCCCUCUCUCUCUCUCUCUCUCUCUCUCUCUCGAAAGCUUUUAUCUUCCUUGUUUAGCUUUCUUUCUUUCCUUCUCUUUCUUUCUUUCUUUCUUCUUUUCUUUCUUUCAAGAAUCAAAUGGAAAUGGAAGAUCAAAAUCACCAUAAUCAGUAUAGCAUAGAUCUCAGGCAAUUCAUCAGUGGGAGGCCAACCCACUUCCCUGCCAUCCCACAGCCACCGUCAGCUGAGCUCUUCUCUGCCCACAGGAAUCUGCCACCACAGGCCCACCACUACGACAUGAUGAUGCUGAUGUCUCGGGGUGGUGGUUUACACGACUUCCACUCGGAUUCUACUACUGCUUCUUGUGUCCUUCCUCCUCCUCCGCCUCCUCCUCCUGCUCCUCCUGCUGCUGCUGCUGCUAAUAGUGGUAAUACCAGUGUCGCUGCAGCUUCUGCUACGCCAACGCUAAGUGGGUUAGAGGCUGAGGUAGGCUCUUUUGGUGGUGAUGGUGGCACUGGAAGGUGGCCUCGACAAGAGACUUUAACACUUCUUGAGAUCAGAUCUCGUCUUGAUUCCAAGUUUAAGGAGGCUAAUCAAAAGGGUCCUUUGUGGGAUGAGGUUUCUAGGAUCAUGUCUGAGGAGCAUGGGUAUCAGAGAAGUGGCAAGAAAUGCAGGGAAAAGUUUGAAAACUUGUACAAGUACUACAAGAAGACUAAGGAAGGAAAAGCAGGAAGACAAGAUGGUAAGCACUAUAGAUUCUUUAGGCAACUUGAAGCUCUUUAUGGAGAGACAAACAAUCCUGCCUCAUUUCCAGAAACCCAAUUUGUUGGAAGUAGUCAUCGAUUUCACACAGGUACUCAAGCAAACAAUGAGAUCUUUCAUUCUCAAAAGCUUUGUAAUAGUCAUAGUCUCUCCAACUCCUCCGAAUUCGAUACCUCUUCUUCUGAGGACAAUGAUCUAAGCACGGCUACAUUAGUGGAGAAUGAUUCAACAGAAAAGAGAAGGAAGAGAAGAGAUGGAAAGAGCUGGAAGGCAAAGAUAAAAGACUUUAUCGAUUCGCAGAUGAGGAAGCUAAUUGAGAGGCAAGAGGCAUGGUUGGAGAAAUUGACAAAGACCAUGGAGCAAAAGGAGCAAGAGAGAACUUUCAGAGAGGAAGAAUGGAGGAAACAAGAAGCUGCCAGGUUAGAUAGAGAGCAGAAGUUUUGGGCUAAGGAGCGAGCCUGGAUCGAGGCUCGUGAUGCUGCUUUAAUGGAAACCUUGCGAAAAUUAACAGGAAGAGAAACAAAUGCUUCGUCUCCCGAAGAACUGAUGAGGGCUCAUGAGAUUCAAAAUCAAAGAGAAAAUGGGAUUGAAAAUGGAAGUGAAAGAGCACAAUGCGAUAGCUGGACAGAAGCUGAAGUUACAAGACUAAUGCAAUUGAGAAGUAACAUGGGAUCAAGGUUUCAGCAAAAUGGGUGCAUGGACGAGGAGGAGGCUUUAUGGGAGGACAUAUCUGCAAAGAUGGCUUGUAUGGGCUAUGAAAGGAGUGCCUUGAUGUGCAAGGAGAAAUGGGAUAGCAUCAACAAUUAUACAAGGAAAACCAAGGAGGGUAGCAAUAAGAAACGCAAGGAGAAUUCAAGAGGCUGUUGUUACUUCCAAAACAAUGAGUCUAUAUACAAUCCUGCAGGAGAUUAUUGUGAGAUCAACGAACAAGGACCAGAAACAGUGAGGCUUCAAGCAAAUGAAGGUUGUUCACCAGCAAAUUCUAAUGCUGGAAAUGCAGUGAGUGAUAGCUGCUUUCGAUACUUGAUGGGGGAUGGGGGGGAGAACUUGUGGGAGAAUUAUGGGUUGAAGCUUAGUAAAGGAGAUCAAAAUUAGUAAAUCCCUAAUUCUCACUGACAUUUUGUUUAGUUGGUCUACUAAUCAGGAUCCAAGGAGAUGACAAUGUCGAGGUGAGAAAUUGAUUAAUUAAAAGAGGUACAGGAAUUGUCACAUAGGGGACCUGAUUGCAGUCUGUAAGCAAGGGGAAGCUGACUGAGGAUUUAAGUAUAUUGGGAUUGGUGUUUAUCGUUUAAUGGGUCUUAUUAAUUAUAUGGAGAUCAUUUAAGAGUAAAAAAAUAAUGGUUUUUUUUUUUUUUUUUUUUCAUGAUAGCUGGAGGAGGAAGAGGAAGAGGAAGAGGUUGCAAUGUUGCUAGUAGUCUUGUUGGGCUCUCAAUCUAACAAUUUUCUUUUGAGGUUCUCCAAUUUGUGCUAAAA